AUGGAGCACAGCGAGCCGCUGGUGGUCCCUGGAUGCACCAUUCGGUGGCUCAUGGGCCUUUGGCAGCCGCAAGGCCGGGGCUCCAGCUUCCUCAGCCGACUGCGCUCCGCUAUGACGCUCAUCUGCAUCGCAUUUCUCGUGCUGUGUGUGACUCUCAAGCUGUCCGCGGACCCUCCACAGGAACUGGAGCAGCUCACACUUUGCUGCCUCGUCGUUUCUAUCUGCGUUGGAUUUUUAUGCAAGGUGGCGCUCUUCGUGGCACAGGGCAGCACGAUGCGAGAGUCUGUGAGACUGCUGGAGGACGCCAGGACACAGUUCUGCAACGGAGACAACAAUCAACUGACGCGGCAUCGCUACCAGAAGCUUUCAGACAACAUUUACUACUACUAUCAGGUGGUGGCUGUGCCGGCGGUGAUCGGAUGGGUCCUCUGCCCGCUGCUGUCCAGCAGCGUCACGAUGACCGACCAGGACCAGCAAGAGGCUCGUCGGCAGCUGCCGAUGCCCGUCUGGCUCCCAUUCGACAUCAACAAGUCGCCCACAUAUGAGUUCCUGUAUGUUGCGCAAUCUAUUUGUUCCUUGGUUACAUCUCAGUCCUGCCUCAGCGUAGACAUAUUCUUUGUUUAUAUGAUGUUGAUGGCUGCAGCCGAGUUUGAAGUUCUCAAUGACAACGUGUCUGCCAUGGAAUACACUAACAUGAAAAAAGCAAGAACCGAACCUGAGGAAUUUAUUUCCAAAUAUAAAAGAAGUGGUGGAAAUUUGGCACUGCCUCAAAAUGGCCAGGACCUUGGUGAAGAGACAUACAUAGAGAACGCCAAACACACGUGGCUUCAUCAACAAUUGCUGAAGAAUGUGCUGCACCAUCAGAAAAUCCUAAGAUCUGUGUCCCUUUUGCAGUCAGGUAUGAAUGUGUCUAUCUUCUGUCUCUUGUUCAUCAACAUGGCAAACCUGUGCUCCAGCUUGUUUGUCGCCGCCGUACUGUUGCAGAGAGAUGGAAGUGUAGGAAAAGCGCUGAAUGCACUUUCCACAAUACCAGUUCAGCUGUACGAAACUACAAUUUAUUGCAUUUACGCACACAUCUUGACCGAUCAGAGCGACAGGCUGAUGUACUCCGCCUUCAGCUGCAGCUGGAUCGACAGUGACGUUCGUUUCAAACGUAGCCUGAGUAUCUUCAUGAUGGUGACUGUGCAGCCGAUCCGUAUCACGGUGGGCAAGAUGUGCACGCUGUCCAAGCAAAUGCUGCUCCAGGUCUUGAACGGAACGUACGGCUUAUUGAAUAUGCUCUACUACCUGCAUAGAAGCAAAUGAAACGGCGCCG
Molecule: messenger RNA, 1315 nt
Organism: Schistocerca gregaria
Lineage: Eukaryota; Metazoa; Arthropoda; Insecta; Orthoptera; Acrididae
Product: odorant receptor 43a-like
Exons: 7
Coding region: 1-1305 (434 amino acids)
Biological process (GO): sensory perception of smell; detection of chemical stimulus involved in sensory perception of smell
Cellular component (GO): plasma membrane
Molecular function (GO): odorant binding; olfactory receptor activity
Source: RefSeq, a predicted model, not a curated record